GGACAGCUGUUUACUCCCAGCCCACGUCACCAGGCACACAGAAACACAAAACUGAGUCAGAGGGUUUGUGAAAGGUUUGUGCAACCUUAUCUCGGAUGUCCCCUGAGACCUGGGGCUUGGCCCAGGACUCCUCAUACCAGCGAGCGAGCUGCUGUAAACAAGGAAAGAGCACAAGGCUCUCGGAGCAGCUGGAGCCUCCCUGGCGCUGAGAAGCCGACACUGAAACGCACGCUGUGCCAGCGUAUCAUCCAUCUUCCCCUGGCCCUGGGGGCCUCAGUGGUGCCCUGUGAGCUCUACCUGCUCUGACCUGCUGUGGGACACAUCCCUGCAGAGCCCCACCAUCCAGCCAUGCUGCACUUCCCCUGGGACAGCAUCUCCCUCCAGACAUUCCUCAUCUUUCUCCUUGUCUUCCUGCUCAUCACUGACUACAUGAAGAACAGAACUCCAAAGAACUUCCCUCCCACCCCCUUCCGCCUUCCCUUUUUGGGGCACCUCUACCUUGUAAACUUCAAAGAUCCCGUGGCCUCAGUGAAGAGGCUGAGUAAAAGAUACGGUGACAUCUUUGGCAUGCACAUGGGCAGCAUGAAGUUAGUGAUGGUAAGUGGGAUGCGGCUGGUGAAGGAAGUGCUUGUGAACCAAGGGGAAAAGUUCAUGGACCGCCCUGAUCUUCCUCUCGACGAGGAGAUCUUCAGCAAGAUGGGACUGAUCUCCUCCACCGGGCACCUGUGGAAGGCACAGAGGAGGUUCACCCUGACCACACUCCGAAACUUCGGCUUGGGGAAGAGGAGCCUGGAGGAGCGCAUCCAGGAGGAGUGCCAAUACCUCGUGGAUGCAUUUAGGGAUGAGCAGGGGAAUCCUUUCAACCCUCAGUUUAAAGUCACUAAUGCUAUUUCAAAUGUCAUCUGCUCCCUCAUCUUUGGCAAUCGGUUUGAAUAUCACGAUGAGGACUUCCAAAGGCUGCUGAAGCUGAUGUACGACACGACUGUCCUCCAUGGAGCCAUCACGAGCCAGCUGUAUAACAACUUCCCAUCUAUAAUGAAGUACUUACCUGGAGCCCACCAAACCAUUUUUAAAAACUGGAGGGUGUUGAAAAAAUUUAUGCAAGAGCAGAUCAACAAACACAAGGAGGACUGGAACCCCUCGGAGUGCCGAGACUACAUCGACAGCUACCUGCUGGAGAUUUCCAAGGACAACGGCAGUGACACCUUCCAGGAGGAACAUCUCACGGCCUGCACACUCGACCUGCUGGUAGCCGGGACCGAGACCACGUCCUCAACCCUCCGCUGGGCUUUGCUGUUUAUGGCCACGUAUCCAGAAAUUCAAGCCCGGGUGCAAGCCGAGAUCGAUGCAGUCAUUGGCCAGGCACGGCCACCAGCCCUGGAGGACAGGAACAACUUGCACUACACCAACGCUGUCAUCCAUGAAGUGCAGAGGAAAGGCAACGUUAUCCCUUUCAACGUGCCAAGAAUGGCAUCAGAGGAUACCCACUUGGAUGGCUACUACAUCCCAAAGGGCACUCUUGUAAUGACAAAUUUAACCUCUCUGCUGUUUGACAAGAGUGAGUGGGAAACCCCUGAUGCUUUUAACCCCGAGCAUUUUCUGAAGGAUGGGAAGUUCUGUAAAAAAGAAUAUUUUAUACCAUUUUCUGUGGGAAAGCGUGCCUGCCUGGGAGAGGUGCUGGCCCGUGCUGAACUCUUCCUCUUCUUCACAUCCCUGCUCCAGAAAUUCACCUUCCAGGUACCCCCAGACACCAAGCUCAGCCUCCAGCCCAUGAUAGGCAUUGCAGUGGCCCCACAGCCCUACAAGAUCUGUGCUGUGCCUCGGUAGGGAAGCCUUGGCCACCAUCCUCACAUGGAAAAUCCUCUGUGAAGAGUGCUGAAAACAAGCUCUUGACAGCUCCAGGGGGAGGCUAGGGGGUUUCUUUCUUUCAAAGCAAUUGCAAAAACAUUUCUAUUGCAAGUAGACCUUGCACCCUGUAUCCUGUGAUAAUGUGAUCAGGUGAUCAGUCUGGGAGCUACCAGAGCAUUUUUAGGCUUGCCCUAUGACACUGUAAAUGAAUGAGAGGCUUAGGGCUUUCCUAAUUUUAUGAUGGAUGGCCAUGGUUCACCUUGGCAAAAUGAGGGAUAGAGACUGCAUUGUUGAGGCUGUGGCUGGGUACAGUGGAAGGGCAAUAUCAGCCUUUGUUUUAUAACAUUAACACCAGUAUUAAUUUGACAUUUCCUUAAUAUGUACUCCUCUAAAAAAAUGUCACUCUAUAAAACCUGUCCCAUGCAUCAAUAAAUCUUUACCAAAACA
Messenger RNA from Corvus hawaiiensis (hawaiian crow), 2295 nucleotides. Its product is annotated as cytochrome P450 2J2. The coding region runs from base 349 to 1827 and encodes 492 amino acids. NCBI's taxonomy places the organism in Eukaryota, Metazoa, Chordata, Aves, Passeriformes, Corvidae. Gene Ontology annotation, cellular component: cytoplasm; intracellular membrane-bounded organelle. Gene Ontology annotation, biological process: xenobiotic metabolic process. The record is from RefSeq and is a predicted model, not a curated record. Gene Ontology annotation, molecular function: oxidoreductase activity, acting on paired donors, with incorporation or reduction of molecular oxygen, reduced flavin or flavoprotein as one donor, and incorporation of one atom of oxygen; heme binding; iron ion binding. The transcript is spliced from 10 exons.